This is a messenger RNA of Caenorhabditis auriculariae, 1605 nucleotides long. Lineage: Eukaryota; Metazoa; Nematoda; Chromadorea; Rhabditida; Rhabditidae. The record is from the annotation of a GenBank genome assembly.
AUGCAACGUCAACUACCCGUUCGUCGCAAAGAAAUCGUCUACCGGCGGACUUAUGUCGACCAUGUGAAUUACUUCGCUGUUUUAGUAAAUCAACUUUUUUGUUGGCUCAGAAUGGGAUAAUGACAAUUUAAUUUAUUCUUUUUGCGGGUUUUUUGCCAAUCCUGUUGAGAAACUCAAUAAUUAUCAAAAAAUGCAGUUGUGAACGGGAUCUUAACCGACUAUUAUCUGUUGAGGUGAACAGCCGUUUUGACGAAGAUUUUGCAAAGCAUAAGCCGCUGUAUCGGGACUCGCAAACAUCUGGAGGCAAUUAUAUUGUCUUCAAAUGCAACCCCACUUCUUUGGUUUAGUCAAUUUCUCUGUAUAUUUUCAAGCUAAUUCUAGGAAGAUGUGAAGAGGCUCUGGCGAAAGACUGAUGAACUGACUUAUUUCGUCCGAAAGUUGGCGAAUGCGGCUGCUGAAAAGAAACCAGUAAGGCAAUAUUUGUUCGAUGGAUGUGUGUCGAUUCGUUUUCCUCAUUUUGUCAGGAAACUUUCCCUUUACAAAACGCCGGAGUUUUGCAGGAAUGGAAUGAUCAAACAAAAAAAAUUGACGAAAUAAGCGAUCGGCUGGCAAAACUCGAACAACAAAAACCUGGAGUAGUGAGAAUUCUGGUUCUCAUCAGGUUUCACCUUGAGUUUUCAGGGAACCUGCCAAGAAGUGAAAAAACCUGAUCAAGAACUGGAAAAUGAAGUUCAAAAUCCUGAUAUCAACCAAAAAGUGAGAAAUUUGAGCACUGACGAUAAUGAUCGAAACUUUCAAGAUGGACGACUUGUCGGCGAUCAUCAAAAAGUUGCAGUCAAAAGUUGAUGGGAUCAAUUCUCUUUCAGCCGACAGCAUCGACGAGAUUUUGGUUCAAAUGAGUAGUUAUUAUCAUUUUCGAUUGGUGUUCAGUGUGUGGUGAACGAUACUCGAUGUGACCUCGAAGAAAAAAUUAUCAACACGCGUAAGUUGGGAGAACAAAAGUGGUUCAGCAUGGAACAGAAGGUUUGCCAUUCGUCUAUUCCCUAUUUUUUUUUCAUUCAUUCAUUUCGAAAACUUACAUUGAACAUCUGAACUUUGUGUCUUCAAAUCAAAACUUUUUUUUAGCUGGACCUUCUACAGAAUCAGCAAGCUGGAGUUGCCCUUAAAAUGCAAGAACUUGUGAACCUUCUUUCGGCUCUUAGCGUUUCCAGCAGAUCACGGGAUGCUUCUCCUAAAAUAUUGUAUGCAUACUUUUUCUCCGUUUUCCAGUCUUCCGAUGAUUCAGCAGAUCAUCCCCAUCAUCUCUCUCUUCAUCAACUAUGGAAAGAGGAGACGCUCAAAUGGCUACCGCCGUUCAGGAGCCCAAAAAAGAAGAGCAGCUGAAAACACUGUCUUCUGAUGAAAUUUUAGAAAGAGUUUAUGAACUCAACAGCCUUCGAGACCCAGAACGUCAAGGUAUGCCAAACGAAAGACAAAGCAUUUAAGAAAUCGGUGUAGUUUUCAGAUUUUAACUCGGAAUCUUCUGAAAGUAUGAUCGCGCCUCUCGAUGUUGAAACGCGUCGUUUAUCUCAACCGGCUCUGUACCAAACUCGAACUCAUUUGUGA